CAAUUAGCUCCUCCCCUCUCGGCGACGUCUCGGUCGUUGCUGCUCUUCGCGUUUGUGCUGUUGCCGGAAGUGAAGAUGGUGGCCUUCACCGCCGAGGCGGAUCUGGUGACGGGAUGGUGUCUCUUCGGCCUUGCUUUACUGGUCAUUUUGGUGUUUUGCUGGGUUUAUGUCCGCAAGUACCAGAGUAGGCGUGAAAGUGAAGUAAUUUCCACCAUAACAUCUAUUUUUGCUUUGGCAAUUGCACUUAUUACAUCAGCUCUCCUUCCUGUGGAUAUUUUUCUAGUUUCUUAUGUGAAGAACCAGAAUGGAACUUUUAAGGACUGGGCUGAUGCCAAUGUUACAAGACAAAUUGAAGACACUGUAUUAUAUGCAUAUUACACCCUUUACUCCAUCAUAUUAUUCUGUGUAUUUUUAUGGAUCCCAUUUGUCUACUUCUACUAUGAAGAGAAAGAUGAAGAUGAUGGCAAUACAUGUUCGCAGGUUAAAACUGCAGUCAAGUAUACACUAGGAUUCCUUCUGGUUUGUUCAGUUCUUCUAAUGAUUGGAGCUUUUGUUCCAUUGGAUAUUCCUAGCAAGAAAAAUUCAACAGAGUGGGAGAAAAUACAACUUUUGUUUGAAGAACUUGGAAGUAGCCAUGGUUUAGCUGCCCUCUCCUUCUCCAUAAGUUCUUUGACCCUUAUUGGAAUGGUGGCAACUAUUACCUAUACGGCUUAUGGUAUGUCUGCUUUGCCUCUAAACCUUAUAAAAGGCACAAGAAAUGCCAGUUACGAACGCUUGGAAAACACUGAAGAUAUAGAAGAUGUUGAGCAAAAUAUUCAAAGAAUUAAAACAAAGUGCAGAGAUGGUCGGCCUUUACCAAUUCGAGACAGACAAAUGCUGCAACAACUUGAAGACAAACUAAGAAGCCUUCGCAAAAGAGGACGGCGUCUGGAAUAUGUUGAGAAAAGCUGCUGGACAAAAUUCUGUGGUGCCAUGAGACCCCUAAAAGUUGUAUGGGGAAUAUUUUUUAUACUUGUGGCCCUGCUGUUCACUAUUUCUCUCUUCCUGUCGAAUUUGGAUAAAGCACUUCAUUCUACUGGUAUAAAUUCUGGAUUUAUAAUCCUGGGAACUAAUUUGACUAACCCUUUGAAUAUGCUGUUGCCUAUUCUACAGACCGUGUUUCCCUUAGAUUAUAUUCUUAUUACCACCAUCAUCAUGUACUUCAUAUUUACUUCAAUGGCUGGAAUUCGCAAUAUGGGUAUAUGGUUCUUCUGGAUAAGGCUGUACAAGAUCAGACGGGGGAGGACACGACCUCAAGCCCUUCUCUUUCUUUGUAUGAUACUUCUGUUGAUUGUUCUUCACACCAGCUAUAUGAUCUACAGUUUAGCCCCUCAAUAUGUUAUGUAUGGGAGUCAAAAGUAUCUAAUUACGAAUAAUAAAACAUUUGAAGGACAUUUGAACAAUGAAACAACAUAUGUAGCCAAAGACUGUGAUGCCGAUGCACCUGAAGAUCAGUGCACUGUUACUCGGACAUAUCUGUUUCUACACAAAUUUUGGUUCUUCAGUGCUGUAUAUUACUUUGGCAAUUGGGCUUUUAUUGGAGUUUUCUUGAUUGGAUUAAUUGUGUCAUGCUGCAAAGGAAAAAAAUCAGUCAUUGAAGGUGAAGUGGAUGAAGAUGAUUCAGAUAUAAGUGAUGAUGAGCCAUCGCUCUAUUAUGGCUGACAGCCUGCAGUCCUGAAGGUUAAAGCUUGCAAUGUAAAACUGUGAAAAUGCCACUUUUGGUUCUGACUUUAUUCUUGGAAAAGUUCACUUUUGCCAAUAUCGAAGGGAGAAGUAAUAUAAACCAGGAUUUGGAAUUUCUGCAAAUCUGACUGGCUUAUAGUUAAAUUCAUUUGUACAUAGGCACAAGAGCUAAUUUUAUGAAGGAAAAAUUAAAGAGAACUAUUUUUUGAGUAUAUAGCUACGAAGUUGUGAUGUCAUUUAAAUGCCAUUUAAGUUUGUUUUUGUUAGUCUUGAAUUUUAAAUUUAUUAAUGAUUUUUGUUUCUUUAGACUUGACAAAUCAUAAUAAACUGACAAAUGUAUCAUACAUCUCAUGGAAAUCAAAAGUUACCAGUGCUUGUUAAUAUGAAACUAAUACCUAAAUCACACCUGUUGGUAUAUGAAGUGAUACUUAAAGACAAUAGAACUAUUGUCUGGUCAUUAGAGAGAAUCCCUGCCAUAUCAAAUGUGAAUGCAGUAUGAUAUUCAAUAGUUGCAGAUGGGAUGCGACUAUUAUAUUCAGUAAAAUAGUGGAAGAAAUAUGUAUUCCAUUCUCAAGUAUUGUUUAUUCAGUUUAGUAUCUGCCCACAUAUACUAUUUUCAACCCAAUUGGAUAGAGAGCAAUAGAUCUGGGCAGAUCAACAAUAUAGAAUAUGCCAUGAACUUUCUAAUUCAAAAUAACAAUGUAAAGAAAGAUACUUUUUUCCAUAUUUUCAUACAAUUUGUGAGCUUUAAUUUCUUCAUGGUUUAAACUAAAUCCAAUAUGUACACUUUUAAAAGACAUUAAAUAUUAAUCACCUUGCUUGGUUACGGUUUGCUGUUCACUGUCUUGACAUAAUACAAAUAUGCUGAACCCUGUUUUAAACACUGAAACAACUAUUCAGUAUAAUUUUGCUUAAUUAUAAUUGAUGAAGGGCACAAAUGUUUAAAAAUCAUGCUAUUUUGUUUCUUAUUUUGUAAAAUAAAUUAAUCAGGAUCCUAAAUGCAUACUAUUCUGAAGUAUUCUUGUAACUCAAAAUCUAUUAUUUAAUCUUAGUCUUUACUGUUCUUAGAUUUCUCAUACCUUAUAAUUACAUAUAAAGAAAACGAGUUUUUGAGUGUAUUUUCUGCAGCAACUUCAUUGCACCUUCAAAAUAUAAUAUGGAAUAAUAUUUUAGACUUAUUAUUAUUUUUUGAUGUUUAAGCUAGCGUUUCUUGCAGGGUUUCCCAUGACAGAAAUCAUGAGAGAAAUUAUGUCAAAAGAGAGACAAAAAAGGCUUGGUUUAACAUGUUUGCUGGAAAAGGCAGGGGGAAGAAAAGAGAAGAAUCCUUUUGCUUAUGAUUUCUUUCUUAAGGAGUUUUCUCCCCCCAGAGGUAUACCCAAACAUUGUUUUUGUUCCCAACUUCAGAACAUAAGAGUCCCCUUCAAAAUAGCAAGAAGGACAAAAUAACGUCUUGACUUCACAAUUUAAUGUAACCUGUGAUGUAAUGCCUCCCCCCCAACAUGCACAGUGUACAAAUACACACAUACGCACACCAAAACUCAGCAAAACAGCUCAGACUAUCAGCAUAAUGCUAGUAAUGGCCUUUGCAUUUACAGCUGACAAACUCAGCGGUUAAAAAUGUUGAGCUUGUCAGCUGGAAAGCUGACAGCCCGGGUUCGAGACCCAAGUGGUGCGCAAUGAGGUGAACUCCCAUUCCUUCUCCAGCUCCUGCCCACCUAGCAGUUUGAAAGCAUACAAAUGAGAGUAGAUAAGCCUGGUGCCACUUUGGUGGGAAGGUAACAGCAUUCCAUGAGCCUUGGGUUAUAGUCAGUUGACCAAAUGACCACAGAAAUGUCUUUGGACAACAUUGGCUUUCUCGGCCAAGAAACGGAAAUGAGCACUGCCCCAGUUGGACACAACUGGACAGGAGAAACCUUUAUCUUUAUUAAAACUUAGAAUCUCAGCUCACAUUGACAACUUCAGUACAUGCAGCAGGAUAGUCCAUGAAUACUCUUGCAUACUACUUUACGUUUAUUGGCCUUAUAUAUUCUUAAUUUGCCCUUUUCAGGCAACCUCCCUUUAAAAAGGAGCACGAUAUAAAAUACUUGUCCAGGUCCAGAGCCAAAUGAAAUAGAUUCAGUAAAAACCUAGACAAAAAAAGGCUUCUGUUUCAUGACCUUAAAGACAAAAGGAAGCAGCUGAUGCAUGGCUAAUGGCAUUUACCUAAAACUGGUUCAAUUCCAUAUAAGACAGAAAGAUCAGAACUCUGUCUCUGCGAUUGCUCCCUGGAAUUUACUCAAUGCAUUUAAAGAAUCUUAAUUUGAAUCUCUAGGUUUAAGAUGACGAAUGUAUCUUUUAUGUACACUGAAAGCGGACAAAUUCCUUGUGUGUCCAAUCACACUUGGCCAAUAAAGAAUUCAAUUCUG
Messenger RNA from Pantherophis guttatus, 4127 nucleotides. RefSeq names its product LMBR1 domain containing 1 (gene LMBRD1). Gene Ontology annotation, biological process: protein localization to lysosome. Lineage: Eukaryota; Metazoa; Chordata; Lepidosauria; Squamata; Colubridae. Gene Ontology annotation, cellular component: lysosomal membrane. The record is from RefSeq and is a predicted model, not a curated record.